This is a messenger RNA of Carassius gibelio (silver crucian carp), 4156 nucleotides long. RefSeq names its product alkaline phosphatase. Gene Ontology annotation, molecular function: alkaline phosphatase activity. NCBI's taxonomy places the organism in Eukaryota, Metazoa, Chordata, Actinopteri, Cypriniformes, Cyprinidae. Gene Ontology annotation, biological process: dephosphorylation. Gene Ontology annotation, cellular component: plasma membrane. The record is from RefSeq and is a predicted model, not a curated record. The coding region runs from base 330 to 1910 and encodes 526 amino acids. The transcript is spliced from 12 exons.
GUCAGCGUGUCGCAAACAAGGAUAGCUGGUUACACACAUGUUUCUGCUUUGGACGGGUUUACAUCCAGAAGAAGGACAUCUCUACAUUCUGGUGCCAUGAAUCGAGAAGGAGUUUCAGUUCUGUUGACAACUUUGUUCUCCAGUUUGCUGCUCCUAUGUGUUUUGGCACUGCUGUGUUUCUUCACCUGCAGACUAGCUUCAAGAGUUCUGCCAGUUGGAGCCCCACUGCGUUUUUGACAGAGCAUGUGAAUAAGCCUCAAGUCAUGAUCCGGGAGCCUUCUGACAUCCUUGGAACUCGAGAUAUUCUGCAAAACGGCGGCUGAUACAAAAUGAAGGUCGCUGCACUCAUUAUCCUCGGUUGCCUGGUUUGGGAAGGAACUGCAAAGCCUGAAUUUCCAGAACAAGAGAAGGACCCUGAAUUCUGGAAGGAAUGGGCUCAGCGCACACUAAAAAAUGCUUUGACCCUCCAAGACCUCAACAAGAAUGUUGCCAAGAACAUCAUUCUUUUUCUUGGUGAUGGCAUGGGUAUAUCCACGGUCACAGCAGCACGCAUUCUAAAGGGUCAACUGAAUGGACAGAAUGGUGAGGAAACGCAGCUAGAGAUGGACAAAUUUCCGUACGUUGCCCUCUCUAAGACAUAUAACACCAAUGCUCAGGUCCCAGACAGCGCGGGCACUGCCACGGCAUAUCUGUGCGGGGUGAAGGCCAACGAGGGUACGGUUGGAGUGAACGCAGCAGCUGUGAAAUCCCAGUGCAACACCACUCGGGGGAACGAGGUCACCUCCAUUCUUAAAUGGGCCAAAGACGCAGGCAAAUCAGUGGGAAUCGUCACAACAACACGAGUGAAUCAUGCCACUCCGAGUGCGGCGUAUGCACACUGUGUGGAGCGGGACUGGUAUUCAGAUGGAGAAAUGCCUGAUGAAGCACUCCAGAGCGGAUGCAAGGACAUCGCCAGACAACUCUUUGAAAAUAUCCCUGACAUUGAUGUGAUUAUGGGGGGUGGGCGGAAAUAUAUGUACCCCAGAAACACACCAGAUGUGGAAUACCCAGGAGACAAGAAACACAACGGUACACGCAAAGAUGGCAGGAACCUUGUGAAGGAGUGGACUGACAGAAUGAAGGACAAGAGAGGCUCCUAUGUGUGGAACAGGAAGGAUCUCGUUUCUUUGAAUCCAAACAAUGUGGAUUAUCUUUUGGGUCUUUUUGAGCCAGGAGAUCUGCCCUAUGAGCUCGAGAGAAACCAAGAAACUGACCCUUCGCUUACUGAGAUGGUAGACGUGGCCAUUAAGAUCCUCAAAAAAAAUGAACGCGGAUUCUACUUAUUGGUGGAAGGUGGGCGCAUUGAUCAUGGACACCAUGAUGGAAAAGCCAAGCUGGCCCUACAUGAGGCUGUGGAAAUGGACCGGGCCAUCACCCGAGCCGGUCUCCUCACCAGCAUUUAUGACACACUGUCAGUCGUCACGGCUGAUCACUCUCACGUCUUCAGCUUUGGAGGCUACACACAUCGGGGAAACUCAAUCUUUGGUUUGGCCCCGACAAUGAGUGAUAUUGACCAGAAGCCCUUCACAUCCAUUCUCUAUGGAAAUGGCCCAGGGUUUAAGUUGGUUAAUGGUGCUAGAGAAAAUGUCUCUGCUGUGGAUUACAAUCAAAACAACUACCAGGCACAAGCUGCUGUUCCCUUGAAAUCGGAGACUCAUGGCGGUGAAGACGUGGCCAUAUUCUCCAAAGGUCCCAUGGCUCAUCUUCUUCAUGGAGUCCAGGAGCAGCAUUACAUUCCCCACGUCAUGGCCUACGCAGCUUGCAUCGGUCAAAACAAAAACCACUGCCGUACAAGCUCCGGUUCCCCUUCUCUCAGUAACAUCUCCCCAACGCUGGCCCUUCUUCUCUCAGUUAAAUGGCUUCUGUGCUGACCCCUCUUCUCUGGAUCCUCUGUUAUCUUAUUCUAAUAAGAUCAGGAACUAUCCUAACUGGUUCUCUCAAGGGGAAUUUAUGUUUUUUCUAUAACGGGAUCAAGGGAUCGGAACCAAUUGUUGUAUAACAAGCUCACACUACACCAUUUUAGCUCUGAGAUUUUGUGAGGUCUGUCAAAAUUUUGGGAUCAAAAAGUUUAUAUUUUUUUUAAGAAAUGUGUACUUUCAAGGACACAUUAAAUGUAUUAAAAGUGACAGAAAUUGUCACACUGAAGACUGGGGUAAUGACGCUGAAGUUUCAGAAUUGCAUCAUAGGAAUAAAUUACAUUUUAUGUAUUAAAACAGAAAAUGUAUCAAUACUAUGAUUUUAAUGUAUUUUUAUAUAAAUACAUGCAGAAUAAAUGCAUUUCAAAACUGGUCCCAAACUUUUGAACAGUAGUAUAUAUUAGCGGCAGAUGAUUAAAAAAUAAAGUAUGUUUAUAAGUAUAUAAUUACAAUGUAAUGCUUUCUGAUUAUGAGCGCUUUGGGCAAUGUGAAAUUUGUGUAGUGUGAGCUAGGGAUUUUUAGUUACCUUAUAUUUUCCCCCCAAACAAUCAACAAAGCAAUGAAUAAAUGACUUGAAAUAAACAAAGAAGACAGUUUAUGCUUAUUACAGAGAAUACUUUUGUUACAUCAGGACUAACACAAAAAUUAUUCAAAUACAAUCUACCUCACAAACAUGUAAUGCCAUAAGUGCAUUGCAUUCCCCUGUGAAGACCAGUUAUAAAUUCCCAUCAAAGCAAAUCACAAAUUUAAAGAGGUGGUUGAUUGCGAUUUAACUUUUUUAACUUUAGAUAGUUUGUAAUGUUACUGUUUGAGUAUAAACAAUAUCUGCAAAGUUGCAGCGCUGAAAGUUCAAUGCAAACAGAGACAUCGUCUUUUAAAAUUCUGUUAGUUUAACGUCUACAAAAACAGCUGGUAAGAGACUACAACAAGCUUCUUCCAGGGUCUGUUACAUCACAAAACCAGAUAAACCCCGCCUCCGUGAACACGCAACGAAAGGGGCGAGGCCAUGUUGUGCUGCUUUAGAGAAGAGGAAGAGAAAACUAGGGGCGCACGUAAAAAUAUGUGCAUAUAUGAAUCGCGAUUCUGUCUACUAUCAAUUCUAAUGGAUUCACAGUUUCAAAACCAAUGUAUCUAAAGGAGUGGUUCUCAAUCCUGUUCCUCGCAUCGCCCUGCUCUCUCUCUCUCUCUCUCUCUCUCUCUCGGUCUCAUUCAGAUUGUCAGAUUAGCUCCAACAAACUGUUCCAUUUAUAAACUUAUUUUCACAUAGCAAUGAUAAGUGUAAUACAUGGAUGCACGUACGGUUGCUAUGCUGUAUUAAAGCUUUAAUCAGAAUAAAACUAUAUUAAAAGCCAACAGAAGCAGUAGCAUUUACAAACAACAUCGUAUCUAAAAGUAUGAGACAACAACAAACAAACAUACCAUUAAGAGCCGUGCUUGCACAGGUUCUGCAGGAUCCUCUUCAUUAAUAUUCUCUGUGUCUCAAUCUGGCUCAAAUUGUUAACCAAUAUAGAGGACGUCAUUGUUAACAAUACAACUGGAGCACAUUCAGAGCUUGAGGGGCGGGAUGUUCAGACAGCGCUCGAGGCGGUUUAGCGAAUCACAACACACUGAGCCAGCUAGCCAAUCUUAGCCCAUCGGGUAUUUCUGAGGGAGGGGCUUUAUAAUAAUAGGAAAUAAAUCAAGCCGUUUGUCAGAGAAGGGAUAGAUCAUUGUGGAAUAAAGGUAAAUUAUGUGAAAAAUAAUAAAAAAACGAAGCAUGAACACAUGUUAAACUGCACCCCAUGAACACAAUCAAGCCUAGAAAACAGUAAACCACCCCUUUAAAUCAACCCUACUGUUUUAAUUGUUACUUUUUCAGAUGGACUGUUUUCUUUUACUAGUCAAACCAUGUUUGCAUCCCUUGUAUGCAAAGUAAAAAUGUACAUUGAUGUUUGGUUUGGAAAUGCUUGAUUCAGAUUAUACUGAUUUUUGAUGUGAUAGUCGAUGUUUUUGAAUGAUAGUUGUGCAGUUGUCAUCUGUUUAUAGCUUCUGUGAGUCUCUUUAUGAAUGUAUAGGCAAUUCAUGAAUAAUGGCAAAACUAUGGAUUUAAAUGAAUGACAAUUUUCCUAGGCUUUUCACUUGGACCCAAAUCCAAACAUUCUGUUAUCUCAGACAUUGCAAGUCAUCAAAAAAAUACAAAGAAUAAAGAACACCGGGAGGAA